UGGUUUCAGUGUGAAUACAGCUCGCAUCCAACAAACAUCGUUUCUUGCUUUGAGCACAUCUCCGGAAUCGUCAUCAUACUACAAUGCGUACCCUUAUUGUUCUUUGCGUGCUUCUGGCCAUCGUUUGGGCAAAUCCGGCCGGCAAAGAACAACAACCCAAGUUAACAUGCUCCAAAGUUUGCACUGCAGACUACACACCAGUUUGUGGUCUCCUGAAAGAUGGUAAAGGGAGCACCAUAACGUUUGGUAACAGCUGUGUGAUGGAAAAUUACAAUUGUGAAACAAGUAAAAGUUACGUCGUGAAACAGCAGGGUGAAUGUGGCGACAAGAGUCCAGUGCGUCUAUCAUAAAUGUGUGGAUAUGCUCUUCAUCUUAUCUUGGACCAAUGCACAAUUUCGUUGAAAUGGAUAACCUUUGAAAUGUCUGAUUUUGUUUUGAAAAAUUGAAAACAAUACUGAAUAAAGGUGAAUUGUUGACUCGAAA
Anopheles coustani is the source of this 483-nucleotide messenger RNA. RefSeq names its product turripeptide Pal9.2. The transcript is spliced from 3 exons. The coding region runs from base 84 to 350 and encodes 88 amino acids. Gene Ontology annotation, molecular function: protein binding. NCBI's taxonomy places the organism in Eukaryota, Metazoa, Arthropoda, Insecta, Diptera, Culicidae. The record is from RefSeq and is a predicted model, not a curated record.